Molecule: messenger RNA, 5991 nt
Organism: Pichia membranifaciens NRRL Y-2026
Lineage: Eukaryota; Fungi; Ascomycota; Pichiomycetes; Pichiales; Pichiaceae
Exons: 3
Coding region: 1-5991 (1996 amino acids)
Biological process (GO): proteasomal ubiquitin-independent protein catabolic process
Cellular component (GO): nucleus; cytosol
Molecular function (GO): peptidase activator activity; proteasome binding
Source: RefSeq, a predicted model, not a curated record
AUGAGCUCUCCGGUUCCCGAAUUCAAUUUUCUGAAACCAUCAUCUAGAAGACCAAUCAACGUUGGAAAAAAUUGCAAUGCAGAUGUCGAUCAAGCAAGAAGUUUCACAUCUUCUCAUACGAUCAAAGAGCUUAAUAGGUUACAAGCUUAUGGGUUAGAUAUCCCUAACGACGACGUCGAAGCUGAACGUUUACUGCAUGACGAAAAUUCACCAUUUUUUGCAACUGAUAAAAUUAGAAAGUUGAAAAAUAAGUUAGUAUUGCCUUACGAAACAGAAACUAUCAGAGAUCAGUAUAAGUACUUGAGCCAUAUUAUUUCACACAUCUACAUUGCGGUGAAAAGUUUGGACUUGAAAAGUAACUUAACGAUAAGUGUGGAAGAUUUGGAGGCAGCAAAGGAAGUAAUCAUUAAUAAUAGAGAUUCAGAUAGCUAUAUUCGCUCUGCUGUUGGAUCAGUUGGUGAUGGCCAGAAAUUUGAAACUCUUCAUCACAACGAGAGUGAAGCUAUAGAAGACGAUGAAGAUGAGGAUGACAUGAGCGAUUACUACGAUAGUUCCGACGAGGAAGAUGAGGACGCUGCAAACUCUACUCCGGUCAUGAAAGUAGAACCCGAAUCAGCAUCCAUUAUUUCUUUGAAAUACUGGACUAAGGAAUUGAAAAAUUUAUUGAAAAUGGGUUUGUCGAUUCCGCUAUCCAUUGCUCAAAAACUUAUUAAAGUUUUUUAUGCUAUUUGUUUAUCCAGAGGACAAAAUGUCGACAUUAUUUUCUACACGCAGGUUCUUACUCUAUUGACAAGGGAAAAGAAAUUGCUUAUAAGAAGUGGAUUUCGCUUGGAAUGGGAACCUGUCUAUGCUGAAUUCUCCACAACGUUAGGCAACCCUACUACUUUUGGCCCCUCAAUGAAGGAUUCGAGAUUCAAGAAACUGAUUUCUUUUGCAUUAACAGUGAAACCAUUUUUCCCUGACGGUUGUAUUCCUGCUUUAAUGGAAAAAAUUGUGUCUAAACUUACCGUCCAAACAGUCUCACCUUCUUUGAUACAUCUCACUGUGAUGCUUCCUAUGCAGUUCAAGAAACCAAUAAUCAAUCCUGAUGGGUCAGUCGAAUACGAUGAAACAGAUGUGCGCCACUAUUUACCUGUUUUGUUUGAUCUUUGGAUCAAUCAUAAAUCUGAUAAGGAAAUUAAUUGUUUGCUUUCAAUAAUAAUGAACAUUGCUGUUGAAAAUUUGAAGCAAGGUGCAGCCAAUAACACUAUUUUGCACCGUGGAGUUUACGGAAUUUUUACAAAACAUCAGUAUAAAUACAUCAUGAACCAGUUAUUUCUUUCAUCUCAGAUACGCCAUAAAGACAACAAAAUGGUGAAAUAUUGCAGGACUCUCUCACAGUUGAUUAUCAAUUCGCUUAGUGCUCAACAUGCAUUUGAGAAUGAAGGAGUGGUUGAUUUUUUGAAAACUUAUGUUGAUGCUAUUUUCACAAUGAUACACCCAUCAAAUUCGGGACCUUGGUCUGCGGUAUUGUCAGAAGUUGUUAAAAAGUUAGCGGUAAGUUUACAUUUUAGAGUCCAAGGUGAAAAGGAGUGUAGAGAUUUAGUUCCGCUUUACCAUCCUAACUAUUCCGCUCUCCCUGAUACUGUCAAACUUGAUGACAAAAUUAUUGAGUGUGUAGUAAAGACGCUACUUCCUUUGAUACGUCUAGGAUCACAAUCAAAAUCGGCAGCUCAAAGGAGACACUAUAACGAGGCUUUACAAGCCUUAUGUUAUAUCAAACCUAGCCUGGUAUUAGACAGCUUAUUACCUGAUUGGUACUCUUCAUUUGAAUCUGUAAAUUCGACUCACAGAAUCCCGAUUGUUAUAAAUCAGUUAGCUCAACUGGCCAGGUAUAUGGUUCAAUUGCCUGUUUAUAGAGUUCAUCUUCCCAGAUUUUUAUCAAUGUUGAUACCAGCAAUUGACUCAAAUGACCCAGAGAAGACUAUACUUACAACAGAUUUUAUUACCAUUGUUGCUGCUGUUAUUCCAUUUGCAGAUUUGACAGAAGGUUCUGGGGAUGGCGGACUAUGCGCUAUUGACUUCACUUCUCAACAUCUGUCAUACUUGGAAGCUAAGUUUUAUGAGCUUGCUCCGGCAAGCAGCCAACUAGGUGAAUUUGAAAUACCUGACAAGUUCAAGUAUGACUCUGAAUUUGAGCUUGCCGCGUUAGAGUCUGCAUCCUCUUCUUUUAAGGAAUUUUUGAUGCAGUUUUGUGAUAACUGUUUCAAGUUCUUAGAGCUGGCACCUGCCAUUGAUAAUACUAGCACCAUAGAAUCACAAGCAUGUGCUUUGAUUUCUUAUUGUUUUGAGGCAUUGAUUGAAUCAAUGAGCGAUGACCUUUUUGACGCUGUUGCUGAUAAAUUUUUCCAAUAUGUUAGUAAUAAUGUAAGGCAUGAAGUGGCCCUUGUUUUCUGCAACAUUUCUGAAGCAAUUGUAAGAAGGAACCCAAAAACACAAUUGAAACGAAUAAUGGAUUUCUUCAUGCCUCAUGUGAUUACUGAAAUUGAAAACGGUGCAGGCCUUUCAAGAUCUCAAGAAGUAUUGGGUAAAGAUCAGCGAUUAAUUUGGAACUUAAGAAUUCUAGCAGGGGCAAUAUCCGGGGCUGGAACUGAGAUCUUACCGUACUUGGAUGAUUUGGAAAAGUUUUUGGUACAACACACAUAUCAGUUGAGAGGAACAGCAGGAUUAUGUGCUGCAAUGAUUGCAAAUUGUGCAUUCUCGACUAUUUCAUACUUAAAACCAUUGGAAAGACGCUUAAUAUCACAAACAUGGCUUGAUGAGCAUGGUGGUAAAUAUUCAGCGGAAUGCUGGGGUGGUUUCCAGUUUUCCGAUAUCAGAUUUGAUCCCAAAUAUCUUGAUUUCAAAUGGUAUAAGCCUGGCUCCACUGAAGUCGAUGCAGUUCUUCCAACACGUGCUCCAACACCUACACUUACAGACUCAAUUGAAGCUGUGGAUUCGACCCUUACUAAAAGAUCGGAUAUUUUAUAUACGUAUGGUCCUCAUUUCUCAAACAACGUAUUGGCAAAAACUUUAAAUCCAUCGUACCAGAAGUUACACCAUACCAGAAACUUGAUUGGAAACUGUUUACAUGAAUUGGUGAAAGCUUUGGUCAAAAAAGACGGAUCAAUUGAAUUGAUUGGAAAAGUAAUCCAAUGUAUCAGUACAUGGUUGAAUGAUUGUGGUUAUUAUAGCAGUGAUAAUGAACUCUACACGGAUAACUUACAUUUUAUUUCAGUUCUUGAUUUGCCUGGAGUAUUUGCUCCAUAUACGAGAACGAUUCUGGGUUCCCGAUUAGCUGUUUAUCACUGCAGCAGGAUUAACAUAUCUUGCUGUACCCGUUUGCCCACAAAGCUUGACAAGUUGUUGAUCAGAGAUCUAGUUUCACUUGCGGCUUCUCCUUAUGGCAUAACUGCUAGCCAUUCUGCCUCAGUAUUAGGUAUGUCUUUGAACAGGGUGAUGAAUUGUACUAGUGUUGUUUUCAAUAUAUUCAAAGAUUGGGAGCAUGCAUUACUCAAUAAGGAUAAGGAAAUUUUGUUGAAUAUUAUGAUUAUGUUUGAUAAGAAAAAGUUAAGGGGAUUAGUUGAAAAGAGUUCUUCAAUGCUACUGAAGUAUGAAGAUUUACUAUUUAGAUCGGCAGAGCUAAAUGAAGAGGAAGUGACAGUGAUGACCAUGAGGUUAUUUAAAUCAAUCAAAAAGUAUGUCAAAAUACCAGCCGCCGUAUGCCUUGUGGACGAAAAACUCCUUGAAAGUAUAAGGCCUCCAGAUCCAGAUGUAGAUUUCAAGAUUGAAACUUUGAAAUUAGCAAAAUCCAAAAAGAGAGCUAUGUUACUGUCACUGUUGUCAAAACUAGUUCACACCUCACUUUCUCGUUUAUCAAAAAAACUCAACUGGAAGCUAAUGCUAUUAGUCAUGGAAUUGAUUACAACAAUUCAAUCGCACAUUGAAAUACCACUAGAGAGUGACGUUCUUUUGACUUUGGUAAAAUUUGUCGAUGGGUCGCAUCCAGAAAUAUCCAAAAAAGGUAUGUUUUGGAUUGCGUCCAUCAUGGAUACUGUUCAAUCCAGAGCUUUCAGUAAAUAUGAUAUUGGUGACCUGCUUUCUUUGAAGCCCAGCGAUCCUACGAUUGGCCCUUUGAAAGAUAUCUUACCAGAUAACUGCUCACAGUCUUUUUUCCAUGAAAUUAGAAAUAUUGAGAAUCCACUGUUUUUCAUUGAUACUAAAGAGUGGAUUCCUACUUCACCUUGGAACAAAGAACUUGAAGUUGUAAAACCAUAUGAAAGUUCCAGCUUUGGUUAUAAUGAUAGUGACGAACGGUCAAUUAAGCAAUUUGCAUCGAAAAUAAACAAAAAGUGGUUACAGAUGCUUUUGCAAACGCAUAUUGAUGAAUCAGAAGUUACAUGUGCUUUCUUUCCUGGGAUUGUAUACUUUUUCAGUUCAAUCACCAGCUUGAUAAUAUCUGGCUACGUUGAAGACUUUACACUAACUGAUCUUUUUGAAAUCACAGAUAAAAUUUACAAGGGAGAUGAGAGGUCAACACAUGUUGUUUUAGGUGAAGUUUUUUCAGGUAUCUUAUUUGCUUGCAAAACUAACCAUGUGGCAAUGAAGUUUGCCGAUAAAGAAAUAGCUAACAGAUUGAAGUCUAUCUUUGAUAACGACUUAUCACAGUCGACUUACAAAAUGUGGUCUAUUUUUUCUUGGUGGCUCUCAAGUCACUUUGAUAUGAGAAGAACCCCCGAGAUCCUUGAUCUAAUUUGCGAUUUUGAAGUUGACAAGAAUGUCAAAAGAUCACCAUUUGGCUUGAUAUGCCGCUUGUCUUUCCUUAAAAGUUAUUUGGGCUCUGAGAUGAAUAGGUUUCAUAACUUUGAAGAAAUCGCUCACAAAAUGUUCACGAUUUUAGCUCAUCCUUACGAUAGUGUUUCAAAAGAGGUAUCUGCUAUACUUUUUGAUGUUCUUUACUAUGAAUCCACUGACUGUAUUGAUACAUUUGACCAAUUCAUGGCUGAAGUGAAAAAAGACCAAACCGGUUCAGGGCACAUUGAGCAUAAGAAGAACGUUUUGUUUAUUGAGCAUCUGAAGUUGUUCAUGUCAAAGACACUUGAACUAGCUAAAGAAAACGAGGGAAAAACUCCACAAGAAAUAGUUAAUUCCGACUUCAUGUUCCACAUAAAAGGCCUCAGCACAUUACUCUUGAGAAUAUUAAAGACAUCAAUGAAUACAACUAUUGUUGAUUUUAUAUGUCCAUAUAUUCUUCCUCUUGCUUUAGAGCUAGACAAAGUCAAGGAUGCUUGCAAAUUAGCCGAGAUUAGUGUUGAUGCUUUAUUUUUGAUCCUUGGCAGUAUUAGGUUUAGUGAUGCUCAGAAUGAAGAGAUAAUCAAUCUUUUAGAAACAAAUUUGGGCUGGAAUACUCCAAAGUUGACUCAAUACAAACACAUUUUGGCAUUUUUCGGAGUUUACGGUACGGUGAGAUUCCUAGAAAGAACAUCAGGCCAGAGAAAGAAAUUAAUGGAAAUUACUUCUUCUAUGCUUUUUAAUCAACAUCUUUAUUUGAGGGAACAAUACAGUUAUAACAUAAAGCUUUUCAUUCACUUAUUUCUAGAUUCUGAGAGGGAAGAGGUCAUUAAUUUCUAUAUCAAGAAAUUCAAGAAAAUUAUCAGGAAAAAUAGGCAAGAGAAAGACAUCAAACUUACAGUAGAACAAACUAAUUUAGUUCAUGGUGCUACUCUUGGGCUUUGUGCACUCGUUGAGGCUUAUCCAUAUACUACUCCCCCACCCAAAUGGUUACCUGAGGUUUUGACUAUCUUGGAAGUGAAAUGUACUGGUUACAGUGGCAUAGUCAGCAGAGCCGCAAAGGAUACAUUGAGUCAAUUUAAGAAGACAAGACAAGAUACUUGGCACAUUGAUUCCAAGUUCUUUACUGAAGAACAGUUAGAAGAUCUUGAGGGAGUACUCUAUAAAUCUUACUAUCUAUAA